Molecule: messenger RNA, 2714 nt
Organism: Sorex araneus (European shrew)
Lineage: Eukaryota; Metazoa; Chordata; Mammalia; Eulipotyphla; Soricidae
Gene: HEMGN
Product: hemogen
Exons: 4
Coding region: 1207-2688 (493 amino acids)
Biological process (GO): regulation of osteoblast differentiation; cell differentiation
Cellular component (GO): nucleoplasm
Source: RefSeq, a predicted model, not a curated record
CCUGAAUUGGGGUGUGCAGGGAUGCUUUCCCACUGCUGAACUACCACAAUGCUCCGUGUUUUCCUAAGUGUGGCAACCCAGUGGUGAUAAGGUGAUUUCUUUGACUUCAAUCAAUUUUUUGUGGGGGUGGCCACACUUGGCUCUGCAUUCAGGAAUCAUUCCUGCUGGUGCUCAGGCGCCCAUAGGGGAUGCUGGGGAUCAAACCCAGGUUGGCAAGGUAAGCCUUGCCUUACACGCUGUAUUAUUGCUCCAGCCUGGCUUCAAUUAAUUUUUGUGACAUGCAUAGUGAUAUUUUUAUCAAGAAAAUCUUCUUAGCAUGUUCCACUCUAGAGCUGCCCACAUCCCAUCUUGAGUGUCUAGUACUUCUCUUUUGGAAUUCCCUGUUCUUCUCUCAGUCACCUGUCUUCUGUACUUUCUAAAUAAAACUAUUUUACUAAAAAGAAAAAAAAAGGAAGAAGAAAAAGAAAUGCUCUUUGGACUUUCCUGGAUGAGUAACAGUGAAUUUUACUAGUUCUCUGAAUAACUUGUGAAUAAUCCAGUGCACAAAAAAAGGCUCAGGGUCCCAUAGGUUGCUUACUGGUUCUUUAGCUCUAACAGCACAUUGUCUUGCAAAAGAUUCAGAUGGGAAAAUGCCAUAUGCCGGGAAACAGUGCCAGGUUAAGUUCACAUAUUUCAGAUUUCUUUCAUUUGUUUUUCUCACUUUGACAAGAACUGGGGUGAGGUGGGAAGGUCAGGAAUUAUUUGCCCAGUUCACAAAUGAGGAGGGUGAACAUGAGAUCACAGAAAGGGAGGUGCUUUGUCUUGGGGACUGGAUGCUAGUUAGAUCCUAGACCUUGAGUUCUCUCUUUAUAAUGCUCCCUCUGAAUGUGAAAAAGAUCGCCAGACUCAGGCACUUUGUUGGCAGCUAGAACCAGAUGACAACCGUUUUGAAGCCUGGGGCAUGCUAAGUCUGGCACCUGUGCUGAAGGAGGAGAACCCUGCACCAGCACUGGCCAUCUCCCCCCCUCACACCUGUCAAAGGCGAUAAGGAAAGCAGAAGUAGCCGCAGCUGUGGUCCUAGCAGAUAAAACAUUUAGGCGGGAAGUGGAAUGACAAGUGAACUUGUAAGUGCAUAUUUGUGCUUUUAACUGUCAGUUGCUUUUGAUAUUUUUUUUAAAAGGCUGUUUGCAGAAGUCAGACCAAAUAGCAGGAAGGUAGAGAAGCAAGAUGGAUUUGGGAAAGGACCCGUCGCGUCUGGCGUUGCAGAACACACCUGCUCCUCAGCAAGAACAGAACCAUGUUCCAGAAUUUAUUGGACGUUGGAAUUUGCGAAACAGAGAACAACUCAGGAAGAGAAAAGCGGAAGCCCAAGAGCAGCAGACUUCACAACUGCAACUCAGAGGACAGAAAAAAUGCAAGCGGCAGAAAACCGGAAAAGAAAAUGAAAGAAGAGGCAGAAAGAAACAAAAUGCAGAACCAAAGGUGGUGCCGGAGUCACCACUAAAGGAGAAGGCUGAGAAAGCAGCAGCAUGUACACAGGGAGAAACUGAGUCACCUAUGGAUGUUGCUGAAACCCCCGUUCCAGUAGCACCUCCUCCAGAAGCUGUGCCUGAGAAACAUUUGACUGAAGUAGGCCAAAAAAGCAUUACUCAUCAGGAAGAUUCUUCUGAGAACCGAGAAAUAGUGGUGCAAAACCAGCCUUCUGAAAUUUGCCAAGAGAUGGCUGAACCUGAGGACCUGGCUCCAAAAAUGUGCCAAGAAAUACCUGUACCUCAAGAUCCGCCUUUCAAAAUGUGCCAUGGCACAGCUGAAACUGAAGAUCUCUCUCCACAAACGAGCCAAGACGUAGAUAUACCCAAGGCCCCUCUUCCGGAAACAUCUAAAGAUGUCCAAGAUGUAGAGAGAUGCGUUGAGACAUGCCCUGACAUAGAUGUAUCUGAAGGCUGCCAUCCUGACUUACAGCAAGAAAGAGUUGAACCUGAGGAGUGGAAUGUUGAGCCAGAUCAGGAACUAGCUGAGACAGGAACCUACUUCCCAAACACACAACUAGAAAUAGCUGUGCCUAAUGACCUCUCUAGAAAAGAGUACUCAGAACCUGAUCUACCCGAAUGCUCUUCUCACAAAAUGUACCAGGAAACUGCUGGGCCUCAGUCCCUCUCUGAUAGAACAAACCAAGAAACAUCCAAGACUGAAGAAUAUCCACUUGAAAUAGAUGAAGAAACACCUGGGCCUGAAGACUGUGCCCUUGAAAUGUACCAGGAAACACCUAGGUCUGAAGUUUGUGCCCCUGAAAUGUACCAAGAAACACCUGGGCCUGAAAAUUGUGCCUCUGAAAUGUACCAAGAAACACCUGGGCUUGAAGUCUGUGCCCCUGAAAUGUACCAGGAAGCCCCUGGACCUGUAGUCUGUGUCCCUGAAAUGUACAGGGAAACCUCUGGGCCUGAAAUCUGCGCUCCUGAAAUGUACCAGGAAACAUCUAGGCCUGAAUAUGGCUCCCCUGAACUAUAUCAAGAAACACCUGGACCCGAAGAUCUUUCUACUAAAGCAUAUACACAUCAGGAUGUGCCUACUGGACGCUUCCCAGAAGCAAACCAAGAAACAGAAAUAAAAGAAAAACCCAAAGCAGAAGACUCGGAGACAUCAGCAAGUCCAAACGUUCCUCAAGAAUCUCAUCCAGAACAAGACAUCUUUAGUUAUGUUUUGUUUUAGCAAUGUUCAACCAUCAUAGCUUAAAA